UGGCGUGAGUGGGCGGAGCCAGAGCGUCCUAUAAAGCCUGUCGGCGAAGCACGUGACUCCUCUCCGCCCGACAGCCGCCGCCGCGCCGCCAUCAUGGACACGAGUCGUGUGCAGCCCAUCAAAUUGGCCAGGGUCACCAAAGUGCUGGGCAGGACUGGCUCUCAGGGACAGUGUACGCAGGUGCGCGUGGAAUUUAUGGACGACACCAGCCGCUCCAUUAUCCGUAACGUGAAAGGCCCAGUGCGCGAGGGCGACGUGCUCACUCUCUUAGAGUCCGAAAGAGAAGCUCGGAGGCUGCGCUGAGUUUUGUGCCGGGUCCUGGAUGUCUGGGAUGACAGUUUGGCCCAAGGGGAUGAUCUGCAAAGUUAAACAAAGUGUAUUGUAUGUAAAUUGUGA
Molecule: messenger RNA, 396 nt
Organism: Tupaia belangeri chinensis (Chinese tree shrew)
Lineage: Eukaryota; Metazoa; Chordata; Mammalia; Scandentia; Tupaiidae
Gene: RPS28
Product: ribosomal protein S28
Exons: 4
Coding region: 94-303 (69 amino acids)
Biological process (GO): translation; maturation of SSU-rRNA; ribosomal small subunit assembly
Cellular component (GO): cytosolic small ribosomal subunit; ribosome
Molecular function (GO): structural constituent of ribosome
Source: RefSeq, a predicted model, not a curated record